Messenger RNA from Trichosurus vulpecula (common brushtail), 4847 nucleotides. RefSeq names its product centrosomal protein 76 (gene CEP76). The transcript has 12 exons. Lineage: Eukaryota; Metazoa; Chordata; Mammalia; Diprotodontia; Phalangeridae. The record is from RefSeq and is a predicted model, not a curated record. Bases 218 to 2197 code for a protein of 659 amino acids.
AGCAGUUGCCGGCCCACAGCUGUCGCCUGGGUUGCGGUCCUGGUUCCCGCCCACAGUGGGAGCUUACGCGGGCCGGGCAGUCUGCGCGGGGAGGUGGCGCGCGGCCUUCCCCGGGUCCCGGAAUAGCGUAAAAUAUCUCUGGGCGCUGCGGGCGGGUCGUUUGAAGCUCCCGGAGGGAAGGGGAGGGGAAGUGGCGGUGGAGCCGCCGGGCUUCACCAUGUCCCUGCCGCCGGAGAAAGCGUCUGAGCUCAAGCAGCUCAUUCACCAGCAGCUCAACAAGAUGGAUGUCCAUGGCAGGAUAAGAGAAGUCCUUGCUGAAACUAUACGAGAAGAAUUGGCACCUGAGCAACAACUUUCAACGGAAGAUUUAAUAAAAGCUCUUAGACGCCGAGGAAUUGUAGAUGAUGUCAUGAAGGAGCUCACUUUUGUUACUGACCUAGCUGAUGGAGAACUGACUUCCUCUCCAAAACCAUCUAAUUUUAAUGAUAAGCAGUCAACCCUAUUGAAAAAAACUAAUAUUGAUCCAACACGGAGGUAUCUUUACCUUCAGGUUUUGGGUGGAAAAGCUUUCUUGGAACAUCUACAAGAACCUGAUCCUUUACCUGGACAAAUUUGUUCUACCUUCACUUUAUGUUUACACUUUCGAAACCAACGUUUCCGCUCUAAACCUGUCCCAUGUGCCUGUGAACCAGAUUUUCAUGAUGGCUUUUUGCUUGAAGUACACAGAGAAAGCUUAGGUGAUGGAACUAGAAUGGCUGAUGCAACAACAAUGUUAUCAAUAUGUGAUCCUGUACAUAUGGUUCUAAUAAAAACUGAUAUAUUUGGAGAGACCUCUUUAGUAGCAUCCUACUUUUUGGAAUGGCGAUCAGUCCUUGGCUCAGAUAAUGGAAUGACCAAUAUUGCUGUGGAACUUCUAGGUGUAGGUACAGAAUCAAAAGUUUCUGUUGGAAUUUUAAAUGUAAAACUUGAGGUGUAUCCACAACUUAAUCAAACAUUGUCCCAAGAAAUAGUAAAUACUCAGCUUGCUUUGGAACGACAGAAAACAGCAGAGAGAGAGCGUUUAUUUCUUGUAUAUGCUAAGCAGUGGUGGAGAGAAUAUCUGCAAAUACGACCUUCUCAUAAUUCAAGGCUGGUAAAGAUUUUUGCACAGGAUGAAAAUGGGAUAAAUAGACCAGUGUGCUCUUAUGUCAGACCUCUUCGGGCUGGACGGCUCCUGGAUACUCCAAGGCAAGCAGCAAGAUUUGUUAAUGUCCUUGGUUAUGAAAGAGCCUCUGUUAUUGGAGGAGGAGGUAAACACGAACAGUGGUGCACUCUACUGGCCUUUCUCUGUAGAAACAAGGGUGACUGUGAAGACCAUGCUAACCUUUUGUGCAGCCUUCUCCUUGGAUAUGGAUUAGAAGCCUUUGUUUGUGUAGGGACAAAAGCUAAAGGAGUCCCUCAUGCCUGGGUCAUGACAUGUGGGACUGAUGGCACCAUUACUUUUUGGGAAAGUUUAACAGGGCAUAGGUAUAUCCAUAAGCCCAUCAAUCCUGAUGAUCCUCCAGCUGUUGAACAGCCCAAACCACUCUACCCGUAUCGAACUAUAGGGUGUGUUUUCAAUCAUCAGAUGUUUUUGGGAAACUGCCAACCUUCUGACUCAGUAGAACUUUGUGUAUUUGAUCUGAAUGAUGAGUCCAAAUGGAAACCCAUGAGCGAAGAAGCAAUCAAAUCGGUUUGUGCUCCUGGUGCCACAACUUCGCUUCCUCCCUUUCCCCCACUUUGUGCUUCAGUGAUUGAUUCUUCAGUAACAAGUAACGAAAUUGAGAUGCAACUGAGAUUGCUGGUGUCAGAACACAGGCAGGAUCUUGGCCUCACUACUGUUUGGGAAGACCAGCUGUCCUAUCUCUUAUCACCAGCUUUGGCAUCUUAUGAAUUUGAGCGCACAACUAGCAUAUCUGCAGGAAAUGAAGAAUUUCAGGAUGCCAUAAGGAGAGCUGUACCUGAUGGUCAUACAUUUAAGGGGUUCCCUAUACAUUUCGUUUAUAGAAAUGCAAGACGAGCAUUUGCUACAUGUCUCCGGUCUCCUUUCUGUGAAGAAAUAAUCUGUUGCCGAGGUGACCAAGUGCGACUUGCUGUCCGUGUUAGAGUAUUUACCUACCCUGAAUCUGCUUGUGCUGUCUGGAUCAUGUUUGCUUGUAAAUAUCGAUCUGUGCUGUGAGAAGAAUCGCACUUGUUUUCUUUUGAUAGAGACUUGACACUGUACUUCAUUAGCCAUUCACAGGUGCUUUCUUGUAAAAUCAUUCUCUGGCUCAUAUAUCACAAUUUCAGUUUUGUAUAUAAACUUAACUAAUAAUGUUUGCAAAUAUUGGUGUGUGUAUUUAAAAAUUAAGGAUAAAAGACUUAUGUAAACUUGCGUGGGGUGUAGUAUAAAUUAAGUGUGUAUUUUAAUAAAUACCAUAUUGUUUACAGAUAUUCAGUAGUAUAAAUACAUUAGUUUUCUGAAAUUGAUAAUUAUUCAUCCAAAAGGUAUGUCUCUAAGCAUAUGAGUUGUGGUAAGAUCAGUAGGACUACUAAGUUUUACAAGUAAAAUUAUUUGAAUUUUGCAGAGGCAGAAAUAAUGUAAGUGAAUAUAACAGCAAUAUAGCCGAAAACAGGUGAGAAAAGUAGAUUUUGAUAGAUCACUACAGGGUCAGCCAAUCACUAGUUCUUUAUUUAGUAUUUGAUCAUCCAAAAGACCCUUUGAAGAAAGUGUGAAGGAAAAUGACUAGUUAAGCCACAUUCUUAAAUAAAACAAAACAGAUAUCACUGAAACAAUUGGAUUAUGUAAAUGUCAAGUCUACUUAGUUUAAUAAAUUGAUGGGGCAUUAAUUGGGGCGAGGGGAAUCCUUUGUCAAUGACACUGAUGAAUUCUAGUUUCUAUGGAAUGUUGUCAGCUCUGUAUAUAUUACCUCCAAAAAAUUCACAGCCAUCAUCUGUACUUGGAAGAGCUCAGUAAUUCUCGCCAUUUUAUCUCAUUUCCUUUCCAUCUCUAAACCUGUGACAUAAUAUGAUACAUUUUCAAAAGGCCUAGACUACCUAGCUUAAUCAUUGUGAGGCAUGUGAAAAUGAGUGGGUAUGAUAGAUUUAAUGCAAACGUUAAUUAUAAUCUCCAGGGAAUGUUAUUUUACCGCCAGUGAUAAUACCACAUUACAUUUCAUAAUGCUUUACAGUUUUCAAAAGACUUUCACAUGUUAUUUAAUUUGAUCCUUAAAAUAAUCCUGUUAGGUUUUGCAAGACAAGUAUUACUUCCCUCCACUUAACAGAUGACAAAGUUAGGUAAGCCCAAGGUAAAUAGCCAGUAAAUUGCAGAGAUUGUACUAGAAUCCUGGACUACUGACCACUAGUCCUUGUUACCUCCAGAUAAUCAUGAUCAAGGAAGGCACUUGAGAAGUUGUGUAUACCUUUUUUUAAUAGAGUCAGUAAGAAUUUGAAUGGUGCAAAUGAUAGGUUUGACUCUUCUUGCUUCUUCUUCCUUAAUAGUAUUUUAUUUUUUUCCAGUUACAUGUAAAGAUAGUUUUCAACAUUCAUUUUUGUAAAGUUUUGAAUUCCAAAUUUUUCUCCCUUCCUCCCUCCUUCCUUUCCCCUUUCCCCAAGACAGUAAGCAAUAUAAUUCAGGUUAUACAUGUACAAUCAUGUUAAAUAUAUUUCCACAUUUUGACUCUUCUUGUUUGAACAUAGUGUUCAUUGUCCUGGGCUCAAUUCUACUCAUUCGUAUUUUAAUUUCACAUAUUAAUCAUCAUGUACACUUACGUGAUUUACUUGAAUAGAGGAAGGAGUAUGACAAGGCUAUAACCAAAAUAUUGGAGGUGCCUAUCAAUCACUGGGGAAGUAGUGCCGCUAAGCCUUUUCAGGUCCAUAGUCACUGUAUCUGGAUGUUUUUACAAAGUUCAUCAGAACAUAAGUAAUAUUGAACGUCCUUUUUAACAAUUGAAAGGAAUUAUAUCUUUUCAAACUGAAGGAAAAUUGCUUUUUUUUUCCUUAUUUAUACCAUUUCUUACCUUCUGCCUACCUCUAGAGAUUAAUGAUUUAAGUUUUAAAGGCAUUAAAAACCUAGAAUAAUCUUAUAUUUCAAAAUUUCUUUUGGUUUUAUUUUUGAUUAUGAUAAGGAUCAUGACUUAAUUUGUGCUUUUUAAAAAAUGAAGUGUGUAAAUACCUCACUAUGCCCUUUUUUUUACUGAAAAAUUAAAUUGAAUGUUAUUUAUGAGAAUUGUGAAUUGCAGUUUUAGUAAAAUGGGAUUUAAGAAAUUUCUACUAUACUACCAUAUGUGAAAAUUAAACUAGGAAUAGAAUUGUUAAAUGAAAAUUGCCUAUUUGCUUCACACUAACUCAUAACAAUCAAAAGAUUUGCACAUAAAUUUUGAAACAACUUAAUGUUAUCUAAUUACAAUUAGUGCAUGCAGAGAUGAUCUUUCAAGACUAAUGCUAUCAUACCGAUGAGCUGUUAGCAAUCACAGAUUAACAGAUAAAAAUGAGUAAUAUAAGUAUAUGAUGAUUAAAAGUGUGUCUGCAAUUUAAAUUCUAGCUUAAGGUAAAAUGAAUUUGGUUUUUAAUGCAUUGGAGUAGAAUGUUACAUGAAUGUUAAUGUGAUUACUACUCAUUGCAAAAGCUCAUUUGCUUAAAACAUUGUACUGGUGCAUUCCCAACAUGACUGCUGCGUUACUUCUACCUAGUUCUUUUUCUUUUUAAAAAUUAAAGAUAUACUCAUCUGCUGUGCUACUAAAAUUGUUCUUUUUAUUAAUCAAAAUAUUUUUCUAAUGCAAUAUAUAGUAAUAUUUUCCCUUUGAUGAUCAAUAAGUCAUUUUAAUAAGUAUUUGGGCAUAUAAAUACAU